Sinocyclocheilus anshuiensis is the source of this 1002-nucleotide messenger RNA. RefSeq names its product syntaxin-6-like. Gene Ontology annotation, cellular component: membrane. The record is from RefSeq and is a predicted model, not a curated record. The coding region runs from base 157 to 927 and encodes 256 amino acids. The transcript has 8 exons. Gene Ontology annotation, molecular function: SNAP receptor activity. Lineage: Eukaryota; Metazoa; Chordata; Actinopteri; Cypriniformes; Cyprinidae. Gene Ontology annotation, biological process: Golgi vesicle transport; intracellular protein transport.
UGUGAUUCCGCCAGGCAAUGGCGGCCGAGCGGAUCCGGGCUCCGUCCCAUAUGUAAACAACACAUUAAGCGCUCUCGUUUGUUUAAGAAAAGCAAAACCAGCCGCGAUCAGGAGCAUGAGAUUAUCGCACAAGAAUCGACUCAUCUGAGCACCAAAAUGUCAAUGGAAGAUCCGUUUUUCGUCGUGAAAGGAGAGGUGCAGAAGGCUGUGAACACAGCUCAGGGGCUUCACCAGAGAUGGAUGGAGCUGCUACAGGACCCGGGUGGAGCCAGCAAGGAGGAGGUGGACUGGACCACUAAUGAGCUGAGGAACGGUUUGAGGUCCAUUGAAUGGGACUUGGAGGACUUGGAUGAGACUAUAAGUAUUGUGGAGGCUAAUCCAAAGAAGUUCAAUCUCGAUGCAAUGGAGCUGGCCAAGAGGAAAGCCUUCAUCACUAGCACUAGGCAAACAGUCAGGGAGAUGAAAGACCACAUGACUAGUCCAAUGGCCAUGACGGUGUCCGAGAGGAAAAAUCGACAGACUUUAAUGGGCAAUGGGGGGUCUCGUGGCCCAAUCUGGCAACCCAGUGCAGAUAAGUACACUAGACUGGACCAGGAGCUGCAGACGGCAAACUCACAGUUCAUUGAGGAACAGCAGACCCAGCAACAGCUCAUAGCAGAACAGCAGGAUGAGCAGCUGGAGUUGGUGUCGGGAACUAUUGGCGUCUUGAAGAACAUGUCCCAAAGGAUCGGCCAAGAGCUGGAUGAGCAAGCUGUAAUGCUGGAUGAUUUUUCACAUGAGAUGGACAGCACUCAUUCCAGACUGGAUAAUGUCAUGAAGAAACUGGCUAAAGUUUCUCACAUGACCAGCGAUCGUCGACAGUGGUGCGCUAUCGGCAUUCUUCUGGCCAUCCUGUUUGUCGUGAUCAUUCUCUUGAUUGUUCUGUGAACAGCCCUCCUCCGUCCUCCGCCGCUACAGCUCUCCCGCCUGCGAACGCUCACUCCAACGAAGGUGCUUGAGAGA